GGCGUUGGUAAAUCUGAGAAGUAUACUACUGCUUCGGUAGGUGAGGACUGCUGUAGGAGACAAGAUGAAGAUGUUCUUUGUAAAUGUUUUCCUGCUCUGCUCUUUAUGUGAGGACUGCUGUACUGAAGAAGGAGACAAGAUGAAGAUGUCCUUUGUGAAUGUUUUCCUGCUCUGCUCUUUGUGUGCAGCACAGUUAAGUGAAGUCUCUCAGCCUGAACCUUUGAAAACAGUGAAGAUUGGCCACUCAGCUACUAUUAAAUGCUUCAUAAAGAGCGCAUCAGUGAAAAGAAUGUGGUACAAGGUGACUACAGGGAGGAAACUACAGCUGGUGGUAAAAACUAAUUCUCAGUAUAAUGUGAGAGAGUUCAGUGAUGAAUUUGUUAACCGUUCUUCAGUUAAAUUUGACAUGACUAACAAUCAUCUGACCAUAAAUAAAACAUCAUGGGAAGAUGUUGGAACAUACUUCUGUGGAGUCUUACACAUAAGUGAGGUUCAGUUUGGGUCAGGAACAUUUCUGAUGUUGACAGGUGCAAAGACAAUCAGUGACUCUGUCGUCCAGCAGCCAGAAUCAAAGUCAGUGAGGUCCGGAGACUCUGUGACUCUCAGCUGUUCUCUUCACUCUGCUCAAUGCACAGCAGAACUCACUAGUUUCAUGUGGCUGAAAAACUCGGAUCAUUCUGCUCCAGAGAUGAUUUAUUGCUCUGACAAUAAGAACAACAGUUUCCAGGGAACCGGCAGAGGACGAACUACCUGCGAGUACAACUUUGUCGUCAGGAGCCGGGAUGACGCUGGGGUCUACUACUGUGCUGUCAAUGCAUGUGGACAAAUACUGCUUGGAAAUGGGACAAGAAUAAUUCAUGCAGACACUGAAAGCAUACCACUGAGUCCGACCGUUAUUGCACUGAUGCUGUCAAACAUGGUUCUUGGAACUGUGACGCUCCUCCUUGUAGUGACAUUUUGCAAGACAAGAAUGAAAAAAUCUGCAGAAGCAGCCGAUGAAGGCGAUCAGACUGAUGAUACAGUCAUCUACACAUCUGUGGGUUUGGCUCACAAUAGUAUCAGGUCCAGACAAACUACAGUAAAAGCCAAUGGAGACGCUGUAAUUUACUCUACACUCAAACCCUGACAACAGAACAUCAAAGUUUCAUCAUGGGAAUACGACCAAGCUAUGACAAAUAAUGGCUAAGGGAUGUCUUGCAAUGCUCAUGAUGGCUGCUGGAUUUUGUUCUGUGUGUCUUGUGCCUUUAAGAGUUUCUGCAGGUUCUUCCUGAUUGGAAAUCUUUCUCAGUCACUGAAGCUUAGUACAUUUCGGCAACUUCACUUAAACUGUAUUUUUAUAUACUUAAGAUUUAAAAACCAGCAUGAUUUCCAUGGACUGUCAUAUUUAAAAACCUGCUUAUCACUAACGGAAUGUAUUUCUCUUCAGUUAUUUACUGUAUGUUGCACUGUAGAGACAAAAUGUACUGUUUUAAAAUAAUGCUACUUUUGGAUGAAAGUCUUUCCAUUUCACAAAUUGUCCUGCGGAGUGCUGUCCUACCUUUCUUUUUGUAGGUGACUGAGAUAUGAACCUGUGGAAUUGUUUGCUGUGACUCUACAAACCA
Oreochromis niloticus (Nile tilapia) is the source of this 1601-nucleotide messenger RNA. RefSeq lists its product as uncharacterized. The record is from RefSeq and is a predicted model, not a curated record. Gene Ontology annotation, biological process: response to bacterium. NCBI's taxonomy places the organism in Eukaryota, Metazoa, Chordata, Actinopteri, Cichliformes, Cichlidae. The transcript is spliced from 7 exons. The coding region runs from base 65 to 1126 and encodes 353 amino acids.